AUGCCUUCUUCACCCGACUACCUCCAUCCCUUGCGAACAGACGACCCUGAUGACUUCUCUGGAUCCGAUGACGACUUGGACCUCGAGGAGCUGGACCCCAACACCGCGCCACCACAAACUACUCGAAUUUCCCGAGACUACGCGAAUCGCUCACGAAAUUAUGGACCAGGAAUAGCUUUGAGGAAUUUGCGAGUGGGCGUGGGUAAUCGUUGGCGCCGAAGCGUAUCGGGUCAUGAGGACCCGGAUGAAGACACGGCUGGGUUAUUGGACGAACGGGGUGAGGAUGGAAUCCGCCAGUCAAACGGAAGUUCGCGAAACAUGACAGAUCCUGAUGUACCGCUGCUGGAUCGGCGGGGCUCAAUCCGCAUGUUCAAUGACGAAGAGCAGUCGAAAAGGAGCCGUUCAUGGCUGCCUAGUUUCAAAGGACUAGGAUUCCUCCAGAGCAUAUCGAAUCGGCUUGCAGGGAAUGAAACAGACAACGAAAAUGUGCCUCCCCGAGGGGUUCUAGUCGGCCAACAUCAGUCCAUCAAAUACCCGCCUAACAUUGUCUCCAACGCCAAAUACACACCAUGGAGCUUUCUGCCGCGAACGCUCUAUAACGAAUUCUCCUUUUUCUUCAACAUAUAUUUUCUUCUCGUGGCGCUCUCGCAGGUUCUUCCCAUGCUUCGCAUCGGCUACAUGUCUUCAUAUAUCGCACCUCUAGCCUUUGUGGUUUCCAUAUCACUAGGAAAGGAGGCUCUGGACGAUAUCGGGCGACGUCGGCGAGAUGCUGAAGCAAAUGCAGAGGAGUUCACCGUUGUGUCCCUUGAAAGAAAUGCCAUGGAUAUAAUCAAGAAGUCGCGAGAUCUCAAAGUUGGGGAUGUUCUUAAAGUUCGGAAAAACCAACGUCUGCCUGCGGACGUUGUGAUCCUCAAGAGCAUUUCGAAUGACUCAGGCCCAUCUCGCCAGCAUUCGAUAGAAGAACCCGCAUCUGGAGCAUCCGCCGAUCUACUUGGCGGUUCGACCCAGGAGCCCUUGGGGCUGACUGCUGAUACCACAUCUGACCCAGAAGACAUUUCAUCUGCCAGUGACACGUUCAUUCGAACUGACCAGCUGGACGGCGAAACUGAUUGGAAAUUGCGUGUUCCUUCCGCAUUGUCUCAAUCGCUCUCCUUAAAUGACUUCACUCGACUCAAGAUCACUGCGAGUCCUCCAGAUCAAAGAGUCAAUGAGUUUGUGGGUACUAUUGAACUUGGUCCUCCAAGCGGCUUUUAUGACGCUCACGUUGAUAAAUCAUCCACUCAAUUGCAAAAUGAUUCAUCUCAGGAUGAUCAUGACCGAAAUUCCAACUCAGCGCCCUUAUCUAUCGACAAUACUGCAUGGGCUAACACUGUUCUUGCAUCCAACACCGUCACAUAUGCUGCUAUCAUCUACACUGGAUCCCAAACUCGGGCUGCUCUUUCGACCUCGCCUUCGCGGUCCAAAGUUGGCCUUUUGGAGUAUGAAAUCAACAACCUCACUAAAAUUUUGUGCAUUCUUACUCUUGCUCUCUCCAUUGUCUUGGUAGCACUGGAAGGGUUUGAGCCAACGAAUGACAAGGUUUGGUAUGUUGCUAUCAUGAUAUAUCUGAUCCUUUUCUCAACCAUUAUUCCGAUGAGUCUUCGUGUCAACUUAGACAUGGCCAAGUCUGUCUAUGGUCGAUUCAUAGAGCGCGACAAGGAUAUCCCUGGCACUGUUGUUCGGACCAGCACCAUCCCGGAGGAUUUAGGAAGAAUCGAAUACCUACUCUCUGACAAGACUGGUACUUUGACCCAAAAUGAAAUGGAAUUGAAGAAGAUUCACGUCGGUACUGUCUCUUAUGCUAGUGAAGCGAUGGAUGAAGUCGCCUCUUUUAUCCGCCAAGGCUUUGCUGGCAACGCUUUGACGACCCCCUCAACCGUGUUUGGAACACAACCUGGUCAUGGAGCUGCACCGCGGACACGGCGAGAAAUUGGUUCUCGGGUCCGUGACAUCGUUUUGGCACUUGCUCUAUGUCACAAUGUCACACCGACCACUGAGGAUGAGGAUGGCCAAAAGGUCACCAACUACCAAGCAUCGUCACCAGAUGAAAUUGCCAUUGUCCAGUAUACUGAAGAGGUUGGACUGAAGCUGUCUUAUCGUGACCGACAAAAUGUUGUUCUCGAAUCUACUGACUCUAAGCGAGUGGUUGUUCGCGUGCGUAUCAUGGAUAUAUUCCCUUUUACAUCCGAUAGCAAACGAAUGGGCAUCAUUGUGCAGUUCCAACAGGAUGAAAACACGUCUGAAGGAGGAGGCAAAUCCGAACCCGAGAUAUGGUUUUAUCAGAAGGGUGCAGAUACUGUCAUGUCAUCAAUUGUUGCGACAAAUGAUUGGCUUGACGAAGAAACCGCAAAUAUGGCUCGCGAAGGUUUACGGACUCUUGUCAUUGGACGUAAACGUCUUUCUCUUCAACAGUACCAAGAAUUCUCCGCCAAGUAUAAGCAGGCAUCUUUGUCUCUUCAAAAUCGUGAUGCUGGUCUCACCAAGGUUGUUAGUGAAUACCUGGAACGGGACCUGGAACUCCUCGGUGUGACUGGUGUCGAGGAUCGCUUGCAACGUGACGUCAAGUCUUCUUUGGAAUUGAUGCGUAAUGCAGGUAUCAAAAUCUGGAUGUUAACUGGUGAUAAAGUCGAGACGGCACGAUGUGUUGCUAUCUCUGCUAAGUUGGUCUCUCGGGGUCAAUAUAUCCACACUGUUUCUAAAGUGACCGAUAAAUCUGCCGCCCAGGAAGCACUUGAUUUCUUACGCAACAAGCCCGACUGUUGUCUGUUGAUCGAUGGUGAAUCCUUGAGUUUAAUGCUCGGUUCAUUCCGGACUGCGUUUAUUUCCGUCGCUGUUCUCCUUCCUGCAGUCAUCGCAUGCCGAUGCUCACCGACACAAAAGGCUGAGGUCGCGAAUCUGAUCCGUCAACACACCAAGAAACGGGUUUGCUGUAUUGGGGACGGUGGUAAUGAUGUAUCCAUGAUCCAAGCCGCCGAUGUUGGAAUUGGUAUCGUGGGUAAAGAGGGUCGCCAGGCCUCUUUGGCUGCUGAUUUCAGUAUUACUCAGUUCCACCACCUGACCAAACUGCUAGUUUGGCAUGGCCGCAAUUCUUACAAGCGGUCCGCCAAAUUAGCACAAUUCAUCAUGCAUCGCGGGUUGAUCAUCAGUGUGUGCCAGACCAUGUACAGCAUUGCUAGCCAUUUCGAUCCAAAGGGUCUCUUCAUCAAUUGGCUGAUGAUCGGUUACGCAACUGUCUAUACAAGUGCACCUAUCUUCUCGUUGGUUUUCGACCGCGAUGUGGAUGAGCGACUGGCAAACCUCUACCCGGAAUUGUACAAGGAGCUGAAGACUGGCAAGAGCUUGAGCUACCGUUCGUUCUUCACUUGGGUUCUUAUCUCAGUCUAUCAGGGAGCAGUCAUUCAAGGCUUGUCCCAGGUUCUCCUGGAUACAAUCUCAGGCCCUCGUCUGAUUAGUGUUUCCUUUACGGCCUUGGUACUCAACGAACUGGGCAUGGCUGCCAUUGCCAUCACGACUUGGCACCCGCUUAUGAUAUUCUCAUUAAUAGGUACACUACUUCUGUAUGCCGGCAGUGUUCCUUUCCUUGGCGAAUACUUCAACCUCAGCUAUGUGAUUACCCUCGACUGGCUGUGGCGUGUCGUGGCUGUGCUCGCCGUUUCGCUUGUUCCUGUUUGGGCUGGCAAACUGAUCAAGCAGUCUGUCAAGCCCCCUAGCUACCGAAAGGUCCGUGGCUGA
Penicillium verhagenii is the source of this 3771-nucleotide messenger RNA. RefSeq names its product aminophospholipid-translocating P4-type ATPase NEO1. The record is from RefSeq and is a predicted model, not a curated record. Bases 1 to 3771 code for a protein of 1256 amino acids. The transcript has 2 exons. Gene Ontology annotation, biological process: phospholipid translocation; endocytosis; retrograde vesicle-mediated transport, Golgi to endoplasmic reticulum. Gene Ontology annotation, cellular component: plasma membrane; trans-Golgi network; endosome. Lineage: Eukaryota; Fungi; Ascomycota; Eurotiomycetes; Eurotiales; Aspergillaceae. Gene Ontology annotation, molecular function: magnesium ion binding; ATP binding; ATP hydrolysis activity.